AAAACACUUCAAUGGCAUAAGAACUAGCAUCAUGCUUUGCGCCACUAAAAUCAAGCACCCUCAUCUCUUCCUCCCCAAAUUCAAAUUUAAACCAUUCACAACUUCUUCCCAUCUUCAUCAAUGGUCAGGUCUACAACAAUGGAGAGAGAGUUCAAUUAACCAAGACCGCGCCUGGGGCUCUAGUGGCCCCGAACCACCAUUGAAGCCUGACCAAGUCGAAAUCCCAAGUGGGUCAGGUUCAUCUUUAGCUGAGCUUGGUGCUAUGGUUCUCUCCACUAGUGACCCAAUUGCAAAAUCCCAGCUUUCCCACUUUGCUUAUUCUAAAUGGCGUUCUGAGAAGCUCCCCAUUGGGGUUUUCGACCCGCCUUCUCGCCCUGCACGGCCGUGUAAGCCCCAGUUGGUACCUCCUAAGUAUAUUCCAACUCCUAAGGAUUCCGGGUUGCCGCUCAAUGCAUAUAUGCUUCAUAACCUUGCUCAUGUAGAGUUAAAUGCCAUUGACUUAGCUUGGGAUACUGUCGUCCGUUUUUCUCCAUACGAGGAGAUUCUCGGAGAGGGGUUCUUUGUUGAUUUUGCUCAUGUUGCUGAUGAUGAGAGUCGACAUUUUGCUUGGUGUUCACAAAGAUUAUCUGAACUUGGUUUCAGCUAUGGAGAUAUGCCUGCUCAUAAUCUGCUAUGGAGAGAGUGUCAGAAGUCAUCUAAUGAUGUAGCUGCACGUUUGGCUGCAAUCCCACUUGUCCAGGAGGCCAGGGGACUUGAUGCAGGACCGCGACUUGUGAAAAAGUUGAUUGGAUUUGGAGAUAAACAAACUUCAAGAAUAGUAGCUCAAAUCGCUGAUGAAGAAGUUGCUCAUGUUGCUGUUGGAGUAUAUUGGUUCUUCUCUGUUUGUCAAAAGAUGGGGCGAGUCCCUUGUUACACUUUCAAAGAUCUGCUAAAGGAUUAUGAUAUAGAAGUUAAAGGACCCUUCAAUUAUUCAGCUCGAGAUGAGGCUGGCCUGCCCCGCCAUUGGUAUGAUGCAUCAUCAACUGACGAUCAAAGCAAAGAGCAGCUUUCCGAGGUAUAUGAAAGACUUGCUCAUAUAAUUGAGAUGGAGAAGGAAAAUGCCAAUUCAAGCAGCCACCCUAGGUGAUUGUAGAAGAAAUGGUCACAGAAUCACAGCUUGUGGAACUUCUCCACCCCGUUUUUCUUCUAAGCUAACUUGUGACUGUCAUUUGACUAAUUCUUAUAACACCAUGUCACCUAUGAUCUAAAAAGUUAUAUUUUGUGUUCUAACUUGUAAAGAUUAACCUGUUUCCCUCUUUUAAGACAAUUGCAUGCAGGAUCUACUCCACGAGAAGUGGCAUGAACGUAGAUGAUAUAUUGAGAUAUUAUGACAUAUUGGUGAA
Molecule: messenger RNA, 1382 nt
Organism: Chenopodium quinoa (quinoa)
Lineage: Eukaryota; Viridiplantae; Streptophyta; Magnoliopsida; Caryophyllales; Amaranthaceae
Exons: 7
Coding region: 32-1126 (364 amino acids)
Source: RefSeq, a predicted model, not a curated record